Molecule: messenger RNA, 1514 nt
Organism: Colletotrichum phormii
Lineage: Eukaryota; Fungi; Ascomycota; Sordariomycetes; Glomerellales; Glomerellaceae
Product: C6 zinc finger protein
Exons: 2
Coding region: 122-1150 (342 amino acids)
Biological process (GO): positive regulation of transcription by RNA polymerase II
Cellular component (GO): nucleus
Molecular function (GO): transcription cis-regulatory region binding; DNA-binding transcription factor activity
Source: RefSeq, a predicted model, not a curated record
UAGCUUACUCCUGGCCUACUCGGGUAAUUGAUCCCCACGCGCGCGUUCUGUCAUUCCUCAUCUGACGUAGUGGUUCGUAGCCGCCCAUAGAUCGAGACUUCUCGGAAAGAAGGAACCGCAGAUGAGGAUAGCGAUCUGGGUGCAAGACAUAUUCCCCGCCCUCCGGCAGGCCCUCAAUGACAGGGACAAGAUCAUUUCAAACACGAGUCUCGCCACCGCCAUCAUGCUCGCCUCGCUGGAGAUUAUCUCGCCCACCGCCUUCGGGUAUGAUAUUCCAUGGCAGCGGCACCUGAACCUGGCUCGGACGCUCAUGUGGAGGCGGCUGGCCGACCUACGCAGGACAAACGAGAAUGGACUGCAGGAGGACGGCUCGUGUGCCUUUCUGUGGAGCUGGUUCGCGUACUUGGAUGUUUUGGGGAACUUGAGUGGUGGUGUGCCUGAUGCGGAGUCUUCGCGGCUCUGGCUGCUCGAAUACACGGUUCAUAAUCCCGGCUAUCACCGGGAUGAGAUUGACUGUAUCAUGGGGUUCACUACGCGCUGUGUCCAGGUACUAGCCCAGAUCGCAGAGCUGGCGCGCCGUUGCGACGAGCAGCGGUUCGCUCUGAGCGGGCACUCGCCGCAACUUGUCUGGUCUCCGAAUGCAGCUUGCGCCGAGCGGGCUCAGCUCUUGGAACAGGAGCUGAUGUUCAGCAUAGCGCAGACGUCACGCCCGUGCAGACAUAUUACCGUCACCAACCAGAACUGGAGUCGAAGUCAGGACAACGGCGUUGAGGUUGAUAGCCAGGAUAAUAGGGAAGAGAUGGUUCUCUUGAACGAGGCGUUCCACUGGGCUGGGCUCGUGCACUUACACAGGCGCAUCCUAGGCAAGCCACCGGGCCACGAGGACGUCCAGGGCCCGGUGACGAGGAUCGUGGCGUGCUUGGAGGGUAUCGUGCCGGGCGGGUCGGCGGAGACGGGGUUCCUGUUUCCCAUGUUUACGGCUGGGUGUCAUGCGCUGGAUGGGGCGCAGAGGAGCAAGAUAUUAGAGAGAUUUCGGAGCGUGGAGAGGAAUGGGAUGACGCAGGUUCACAAGGCGAGAGUGCUCAUGGAGAAGGUGUGGGUUACGGGACAGCCGUGGGAGCCUUUGCUGUGUACGGAAUUCAUUGGGUGAUUUUUAUCAUCUUUCUUUUCCCCUAGGGAUGGAAACGGCCAGCAACCGAGAUUAAUGUGUUUUCAAGGCAAGGCGGUUCCCUUGUCGCACAUUUACGAAUGGAGGAUGGUGUUGGAUAGAGAUAUUGACGGGGGGUGGGCACAUCAGGGAAAGCAUUUGUUAUCUGCAUUUUCCAUCUUCACGACAUUUAUGAGACUAUGAUCUGAAUGAACUUUCUACAUUGGGAGAGAAGGCUCGCGCUGGAUAUAUCAGAGCUGAUGGGAAUACACGUACUUUGCUUGAAUUCCUCGAUUUCCUUCGUGCAAGAUCGUUAAGGCAUGUACAUACACAUACGUCAAGACAUCUAUUAGGUACCUUAUAGUCU